Molecule: messenger RNA, 1261 nt
Organism: Drosophila guanche
Lineage: Eukaryota; Metazoa; Arthropoda; Insecta; Diptera; Drosophilidae
Gene: Fkbp39
Product: 39 kDa FK506-binding nuclear protein
Exons: 3
Coding region: 137-1183 (348 amino acids)
Cellular component (GO): nucleolus; chromatin
Molecular function (GO): peptidyl-prolyl cis-trans isomerase activity; macrolide binding
Source: RefSeq, a predicted model, not a curated record
GUGGAAUUAUCGCACUGGUUCGCGCCAUUUCAUUCUUUUCCAGCACUGUGCACCAUCGGCGUCAGCGGCUUCUCUUGCAAAAUAAUUUCUUCACGUUUUAAUUGAAUUCCAGCAGAGAAAACUAAAUAAAUUCAACAUGUCGAUGUUUUGGGGAUUAGUAAUGAAGCCUAACCGCAAGUACACCCAGACGAUUGUAAAAUCGUUCCACAUUUCAAGUGCUGCUCUCGACAAGGGAGAGGAGGCCAAGCUGUAUUUGACGGCCGACAAGCAAAAAUACGUGGUCGCCACAAUCCGCAAAGAUAAUCCACAAGUAACGCUAGACUUGAACUUUAGCAAAGGCGACCAAAUCAUGUUCCAAACAACAGGCGACGCCACUGUUUCACUGCUGGGCUACUUGCAUGACGCUGAAUCGGAAGAUGAAGACGACGAGCAGUUUGAUUUGAAGACUUUGUUGCAGGGCAAGGGCAAGGCUGGCAAGAACGGCCAGGAGGAGGAGGAUGAAGAUGAAGAUGACGAAGACGACGAUGAUGAAGAUGUUGACGACAGUCAGAUUAUCGAAGAGUACGAGUCGUUGCUGGAAAAUGGCGAUGAAGAGGAAGAUGAUGAGGAGGAGGACGAGGAUGAUGAGAGUGAGGGCGAAGAAGACUCUGACGACUCUAUUGAAGAGGAUGAGCAGCCCAAGCCCAAGGUUGCCAAGCUCUCACCCAAGGCCAAUGAGAAGGCUGGAAAAGAUCAGAACGGUGUGGCCAAAAAACAGCAGGAGAAGCAGGCAAAGAAGGAAAAGCCCGAGACCAAGAAGGAGCAGCCCAAGCCCAAGGAGCAGGACAAAAAGCCUUCCGGCGGCGAGCGCUCCAUAGCCGGUGGUGUCAAAAUUCUUGACCUUACCGUCGGUAAGGGCGCAGAAGCCCAGAAGGGAAAACGUGCCACCGUAUAUUACAUUGGUCGCCUCCAGAGCAACAAUAAGACCUUUGACAGCAUGCUACAGGGCAAAGGUUUCCGAUUCCGCCUGGGCGGUGGUGAAGUAAUCAAGGGCUGGGACACUGGCGUCAUUGGCAUGAAGGUUGGCGGCAAGCGACGCAUCACUUGCCCCCCGCACAUGGCCUACGGUGCCCGUGGAGCUCCCCCAAAUAUUCCACCCAACUCGGUACUUGUCUUCGAAGUGGAGCUGAAGGGAGUGAACUAAAAAUAAACAUCAUAUUAGACUCUGUAAUGUAGCAUUUAAGGUAGUAUUCCACACCGUAAAACUUUUGAGCAUCAAUUA